Seminavis robusta is the source of this 495-nucleotide messenger RNA. The record is from the annotation of a GenBank genome assembly. NCBI's taxonomy places the organism in Eukaryota, Bacillariophyta, Bacillariophyceae, Naviculales, Naviculaceae.
AUGAAACUGACCUCACCACCAUGCUGUGACAACCAACAGAAGGUCAACCAGCAACCCACCGAUGCCUUUAGCCAAACCUGUACCACCACUGCAGCACUGAAACAGUCCGCAUCGACAAUUUCACCCAGUAUAACCCACUACUGCAGUAGCACCAUGAAGACCUUUGCUUUCUUGGCCCUUGCAUUCCUCCUGGCCAUUUGCGGCAAUGCCAACGCCUUUGUUAGUCGAUGUCCCUCUGUUGUCAAAGGCGACUCUGCUCUCAAGAUGACAAUCUUGACCUACGGCAACAAAAAGAAGGAUUUCAAGCCGGGAACACCACUGAAGACGGCUUUACCUCAGCUUGGCGUCAAACCCGUGUACUCGUGCAGAAAGGGCGACUGUGCUACUUGCCAAGUGCUCAUUGGUGGACAAUUCACCCGGGCAUGCAUUGGCAAGGUCCCUGCCGAGCCAAAGCUCAAGUCCCUGCAGGAAAACGGUCUUCCUGUGAGCGUGUAA